CUCUACAUACAAACAACAGUAGUUUAUUAAAGCAUCAAGAAGUACGGAACAUGAAUAGAUGUAAUGAAUAGAAGGUCGUGGACUCUCCUUCUUCAGAGGUAUUUAAACAGAAGUUGGAUAGCCACCUAUGUCCUUUAGCUGUGCAUUCCUGCAUGGUAGAGAGUUGGACUAUGAUGCUAAGGUCCUAAGAUCCUUUAGGUAAAGGUGUAAGAUUUCCAUGGUCCUUGCCACGAUGGUGAAACAUACAGAAGAGCCUCCAAAGAAGAUUAUAAACUACGGUUUGUAGCAGCUGGAGCUUUGUCUUUGUAUUUCUGUGUUUGAGAAACAGUCCUUCUCAUUGCACUGGAAUUGUUGGUGGCCCAAUGCAUUGUUUCAUUCCUCUAUGGAUUUUUCCAAGUUCUGCAGGGUGUGCUGUGCUUCCAGUGACUUUCCAGAUUCCUGUCAGUGUGAGGUGGCUGGGAGGGUCUGUUUGGAGCAGCAACAGGGCGAUAAAAAUGGCAAUGCUCCCCUCCUCCUUGCUGGAAAAUAAUCAACUCUCAAGUAUCAGUGGAGCAAAGCAUUGCAGUAUGGAAAAAAAGAAAGUACCUUGGAUUUUGUUUCCUUGAUGGAAAGGCAUGGAACUGUUUGUCUUAAGUUUUGCAGCACAUUAGUAACAAGGCAAGGAAAACAUUUGUAGGCUUAGUAUUUGUACAGGUUGGUGGUAGCAGAAGAGAAGCUGGAUGGAGAUGCUGGAAGGCUGGAAAACCAGCCAAGUGCUACAUUAUGUGUUAGAUGCAUAUAACUGGAACCAUUGUGUGGGGCUCAGGUUGCAUUGGGAUAAGGGAAUGGGUGGAUUUAAUCCUUUCCCUUCGAUAAUUUAAUCAUUUGAAACUAACUGCAGUUGCAGAUGUGGGAAGAAAUGCACCUUUGUAUCAUAUCUGUCUUUUUCUCUCCUUGAUGACUAAUAGUGGCAUUUUGAGGGAGGAAAUAAAUUGCAGAGGGAUGGAGAGUUAAACAGUGCUGCUUGGUCUAAUAUCAGAUGGUCCUAUUAUUUGUAUUAUCAUUUUUAAUAUUUUUUAAAACUGUUUAUGUAUCACCUCGAAACCCAGAAAGGCUCCUCUGGUGAUCCACAACAAAGAAAGCAUAUAAAACUGCCCAUUCUCUAAGAUCUGCAGAGAAAGGUUUUCUCUUGGUCCCACCACCAUCACUAGCUCUGUCGGUGAGGAUGCAGGACACAGGGCCUUCUCAGUGGCUGCUCCCAAGUUACAGAGCUCUAUUCCUCAGGAGAUCAAGUUGGUUCCCCUCCCUGUCUUUCCACCAGCAGCCUUUUCUAGGUGCCAAAGACCCGGUUGGCCAUUGUGUGGGGCGAGAUAAGCUGAUGCAGGAGCCCAGGUUGUGGGCUGAGAUGGACUGGCUGUGACAGCCUGCCGCAGGUGGAGGUGGAGGGAGUUAUGAUGAAGAGUUCCUGCCGAGCUGGACUCCACCGGGAACUGCUGAAUUCCACAGCCUCCACGUUCCACCCAGUCAAACGAAUAUCUGGCAUGCACUUAAAGCCAUAUCUCAAGUUACAGAAGAAAGAGCGAUCUCUUGACAUAAGCCUGGACCUCCCACGAACCCCACUCAUGAGCCAACAAAGGGGGUCCAAUGAGGAAGAACCUGACAGAGCCUCAUCAAGCCUUUUUCCCAGCCCCUCUCUCCGAAAGCCACUGGGCAGCCUCUCCCCUAACACCCUCUGCAACAGAAACAACAGCCAAAGCCAUGCGGAAGGACCCAGCAUUAAGGAGAGAAGAGCUGCCCAGCCUGCCACUAUUCAUCAAGGUGAUGAUGGUGAAGCACCUCUGGAUAUCUGGGCGGUCGUGAAACCAGGCAACACUAAGGAGAAGGUGGCCUUCUUUGCAGCCCAGCAGUGCAACGACAACAGGGUAUCCUCCAUGAAGAACAAAAGCAGCUGGGACAUUGAUGGGAGGGCAACAAAGCGAAGGAAAAAGUCACUUGAUAUCAAAAAAGCCAAGAUCCAUCUGGAAAGGAUGAGGGAAACCAGUGGGAGGUGUUACCAGCCUGAGCCAUUUGCCUGCAGCGUGGAGCACUGCUCUGUACAUAAUGUGAAUGAAGUUGGAGAGGGGGGUUUCCCUGGCCGUCCUCUGUCAGUCGUUGAGAUGGUCGCUUUCCUGGAACAAAGAACCAGCGUUUUGCUGGCCAGCUGCACCAAAAACUGCCCCAGUGCCUCUGCCAUGAUCAGGUUUCCUGGGCAACCCAAAGCUGUUGCCCCUUCUGCUCCUGGAUCCUUUCCUGCCUUGGGGGCUGAUGAGGCUCCAUCUGAAGAGGUGCCCUGCCGGGGUGGUGGUAGCAGUGGUGAUGGAGGGCCACAAGCUGAGCCAGUGCGUGUGUUGGAGAUGGUAGCGAAGCUUGAAUCGCAGUGCCUGAGGCGCCAGAGUGAGCGAGAAGCAGGGAGCCUGUCACGAAACAACAGCUUCCGGCGGAACGUGGGCCGCAUGCUGUUGGUCAGUGGAACAGCCCCCGAGAGCAGUGCUGACAACGCAUCCGUUGGGAUUCUUCACCAGGAAGAGCAUGGAGGCAAGGAGGGAGAUGAACCAUGGAAAUUGAAGCACAGCUCUCCAACAGAAGACAGCGUAUGGGAAGGUCCAUCUGCUGGGCAGCCAUCUCUGUCUGCCAGUGCUCCCAGAGUGGCAAAUGACCUUCAGCUUGACCAAGGCGAUCCAGACACAUCUGGAAGCUGGUGUGAUCCUCAAAAUAUCACCGGGCCCCCUCUCCCUUCAACAUACCCAGCAGUUGCUCAGGCAUGCCCACAUUCCUUGUGUAGCAACAACGCAGCUUUUCAUUAUACACCUCAAGAGCCAAUUACUCUUUCAGAUUCAAAUCCAAACAUUCACAUGAGAGAGUCUAUCACUAUUCGCAUAUCAGCAGCCAGGACGGACAAAGGUUGUAGCAAAAGCCAACGUUCCAGCUCCAGCUUUGGUGAAGAUACUCUCCCAGGGAGGCUGUUUUUGCUUUUUUCUGAGUGUGAAAUUACCCAAGAGCACCUACAAUUAGAGGAGGUGGUUCCUACAGAAGAAUGUCAAACGGAUGAGCAAGAGAGGGAACCUCAUACUGUCAACUGUAUUUCUGGGGAAUUUCCCGAACUUUCUUCAGAGGAGAGUGCUUUGCAGACUCUUGGCUCUUCUGCUCUAAAGAGGCAGAGGUCUCAUGACUUUCUGGAGACCAGGUUCAAGAUCCAACAGCUCUUGGAGCCCCAGCAGUACCUGGCCUUCUUGCCUCACCAUAUCAUUGUCAAGAUCUUCGGCUUGCUUCCCACCCGGAGUCUAGUGGCCCUCAAAUGCACUUGUGGCUAUUUCAAAUUUAUCAUUGAGUACUACAACAUCAGGCCGGCGGAUUCCCGCUGGGUUCGUGACCCACGUUACAGGGAAGACCCUUGCAAACAGUGCAAAAAGAAAUACUCCCGGGGGGAUGUCUCCCUCUGCCGGUGGCACCCAAAGCCCUAUUGUCAAGCACUACCAUAUGGCCCUGGGUACUGGAUGUGCUGCCACCGGUCCCAGAAGAGCGUCCCCGGCUGCAAGUUGGGCCUUCACGACAAUCACUGGGUCCCUGCCUGCCACAGCUUUAACCGUGCUCUUCACAAGAAAUCCAGGGAAGGGGAGGAGGACUGUUAGCACUUCCCAGAAAGGACGGUCCUUUCAAGAGCCACAAGCUUUGGCGGGAGGAGAAUUCCACGCCUUGUGUGAUGUUUACACUGUAUAUAGUUUGUGGGUGAUUGUUUUCUUUUCCCCCUUCCACAGGGCUAUGAAACUGCACAUAUUUUUGAAUCACAAAAGCCUUUGACCUUUUAGAGGAAAGAUCACAUUCAGGCCAUCUGUGUACAUAGAUAAAGCUCUAGAAUCUCUUUGUCCCUGAGAGAGUGUCUGAUAAACUGAUUGACCAACGUUUAUUUGCUACAACGCAGCUAUUGAGAGUGUUGCGGCUACAGUCCCGUGUUUUAAAAGUGUCUCGUUCUCAAAUCUGUAUAUCCUGUAUAAAGUAUACAUACAUAUAUAUAUAUAUAUUAAAAUAUAUAUAUUAAAAAUGUUUCUGAAAGGAAACUCUAAAUAGGUAAAAGAACAAUCUUCAAAAAGAUGGUUUAACUGGACAACCUGAAACUAGACUAGAACAAAUAUUUGUUAUAUCUUAGGGUGGAAGUGAGCAAAAAAGAGGAAUAUUAUCACAUAGCAAGAGAGCUCUGGUCUACUGUGCCCACCUUACCUGGUUUUUGUUUUGUUUUUUUUACUUAAAUAAAAAUGUGCAUUCUAAA
Molecule: messenger RNA, 4282 nt
Organism: Sceloporus undulatus (fence lizard)
Lineage: Eukaryota; Metazoa; Chordata; Lepidosauria; Squamata; Phrynosomatidae
Gene: FBXO34
Product: F-box protein 34
Exons: 3
Coding region: 1431-3647 (738 amino acids)
Molecular function (GO): protein binding
Source: RefSeq, a predicted model, not a curated record